This is a messenger RNA of Pseudovirgaria hyperparasitica, 1230 nucleotides long. RefSeq names its product P-loop containing nucleoside triphosphate hydrolase protein. The transcript is spliced from 3 exons. Gene Ontology annotation, molecular function: ATP binding; ATP hydrolysis activity. NCBI's taxonomy places the organism in Eukaryota, Fungi, Ascomycota, Dothideomycetes, Acrospermales, Acrospermaceae. Bases 103 to 1230 code for a protein of 375 amino acids. Gene Ontology annotation, biological process: mitochondrial respiratory chain complex III assembly; protein insertion into mitochondrial inner membrane from matrix. Gene Ontology annotation, cellular component: mitochondrial inner membrane. The record is from RefSeq and is a predicted model, not a curated record.
AUCAAUUCGAUGGAGUUGUAUAUCCACCGGUACAUCACUUCAUGAGUCGAGGAUCACUACAUCUCGUCCGUUCGCAUCUCCGACAAUACCGAAGUUCGCGAUAUGCUCGACGGCUGGAUGGAUGUGCAUCUUGCUAAUUCAACUCGAUUCUCUUUCGCACGCAUUGGCGGACGAUUCACUUUUUUCCGAGACGACGAGUCUUAUGUAAAGCCCAAGAGGCCGCUUCAGUUCGUUCCAGGGCAUGGGACGCAUUGGUUCAAGACGAGCGGCACAUGGUUUCGAUAUCGUAAUGUGGAAGAGCACGCGCCGAGUCCACGGCAAGUAACGUACAUCAGUUGCUGGGGGCGGUCCCAAAGACCAGUGCGGAGUUUUCUCAACACAUGUCGGGAACAGUAUCUAAAGGAUAUUGCAAAGAAAACGCUUGUCUAUGAGAAUCGCGAUAGAUCUUGGAUAAAGGCGCGAGCCAGGAGGACUCGACAGCUACAUACCAUUAUACUCGAUAAAUCAGUGAAGGAAACGUGGCUUCGUGAUAUCGAGCAGUUUCUCGAUCCUAAGACUCGGGCCCAAUACAUGGAUACCGGUCCACCUGGGACAGGGAAGACCAGUGCGACGUUGGCAAUCGCAGACCGCUUUGGAACCGACGUGUACAAGCUAAAUCUUGGUGCCGGCUUACAGAGCUCAGAGCUGAACAAACUCCUUGACGAGGUUCCUGAACGCUCUCUUCUCCUAGCUGAGGAUAUAGACGCCGUAACUUCAGCUCAAGCACGAACCUCCCACAAUGAAAACGAUCCCUCCCCUGGGAAUACACAGCCAGCUAAAACAGAGUCAACUACGAUCAGCUUGUCAGAUCUAUUGAAUCUUAUGGAUGGCGUCGCGUCUGUAGAGGGUGUGUUACUUAUUCUUACCACGAAUCAUCCUGAAAAGUUGGAUGCUGCCCUUGUGCGUCCUGGACGCAUAGAUCAGAUGAUCGAACUUGGUCUCACAACCUCAGAAGUCAACCAUGAUCUCUUCCAUAACUUCUACAAGCAGGUGUGCGAGAGCGCUGCUGAAAAUGACAACUUUUACAAUGUGAGUUCGUUGGCCAAGGAAUUUGCCGGGAAAGUUCCGCAGAAUGAGUUCUCUCCCGCGGAAGUGCUGUCUCUCUUUCAGGAAAAUAUGCGCGCGCCACAGGCUGCAGUAGAUGGCGCAGAGGACUGGAUGGCCAAAAUCAGGCAAGGCAGGCAGAAAUGA